This is a messenger RNA of Paramuricea clavata, 4333 nucleotides long. The record is from the annotation of a GenBank genome assembly. NCBI's taxonomy places the organism in Eukaryota, Metazoa, Cnidaria, Anthozoa, Malacalcyonacea, Plexauridae.
AAAUAAUUAACGCGUUUGUUUUACAUAUUCGCAACACGCGUCACAUUGAGUGUAUCUUGCGUUUUCAAACCAUAGGUAUAGUGUGGCUUGUUUAUCUGGCUUAAUGGCCAGAGGACAGCGAUCAGCCAAUAGCAUUUGACUUUGAUCGGACUAAUUGAUACAUCCUAUUUAAAAUUGGACAUGAGGCGUGGUUGUUAAUAUGAACGCAGUGCUCUGAUUGGUCGACAUGCUACUCGUAUUCCUGACAAUAACAAAACAACUAACACUUGCCAGUUAAGACUUGAAAAGCCGCAUACUUUACCGUCUUAAAUUAACUGAAUACCGCGCACGUUUUGGUUCAGAAUUCAGACACCGCUUCGAAGAAGGGUCUGUGCGCUUACUUCUAGCUUAAUUGUAACAUUGAAGAUUUAGAACAUCACCGAUUUAAUAUUCUAAAUGUGUCAUCGUAUAUAAUAGGAACUGCUUUGUUUAUUACUCCACAAUAUGGCGAUACAGACAGCUCGCUUUACAUCACGUUUGUGUUUAAUCUAUAUUCUAAUCUCGUUUCCUUUUGUCUCAAGUUUUGGUGCAAAGCACAAAGAAAAGCCUAAAUGUGAAGAAAUGAACGUCGAGCAAUGUCGCUCUCUCGGCUAUAAUGUAACAGGUGUACCCAAUAUAUUUGGGGAUACAAGCCAAAUUGAUGUGGAACGAAACCUUAUGACGAUCAACGAGCUACUAACAUCCACUUGUGCAGAACCUGUACGGUUUUUCUUUUGUUCCAUGUAUGCCCCAAUGUGUUCGACAGCGACGAACAGUUUGAUAAUGUCGUGUGGUUCCUUGUGUGAAUAUGUUACAAAGCGAUGUAAGCCAACUGCUGCGAAGUUUGAAAUCCCCUGGUUGGACGCUUGGAAUUGUACACAGUUCCAUUGGCAAAACAAAAAAGACGAAAUGUGUAUGCCAGGUGAUAUGUACAAUUAUACCACCUUCAAAUAUCCGUAUUCUACUACAAAGACAAACUCUGGAAAUGAUAAAAAGUCUUUCAAGAACAGUCGCAAUUAUAUAUAUCUCGAGCGAACGAAUUCUUGGGUUCUACUUUGCGAUAAGGAUGGCAUUUUUCGAUCAGACACGAAAGCUUUUGCCGAAUUGUGGAUGACAAUAUGGUCGAUUGUUUGUUUUAUUUCAACGACUGUCGCUCUUCUACCAUUCCUUGUCGACACUCAGAGAUUUCACUACCCAGAACGAGCCAUAAUGAUGCUAGCUUUGUGCUAUAAUCUUUACUCCAUUGGAUUUAUCUUACGGGUUAUAUUCGGCCGCAAGGCUGUUGCUUGCGCGAGUGAUGACGACUCAGAAUCGUACAUUACACAAAACGAACUUGGAAAUCCAUUGUGUGCUUUUGUCUUUCUAUUUUUGUAUUUCUUUGGUAUGGCUGCAAAUAUUUGGUGGGUGAUCUUAGCUUUAACGUGGUUCCUUGCCGCCGGUAUGAAAUGGAACUUCGAAGCGAUCGGUAGUUAUACAAACUUAUUCCAUCUUGUAGCGUGGUUAUUACCCGUGGUCAAAACCGUGCUUGUGUUAAUAUUUCGUAAAGUGGAUGGGGACGAAUUAACUGGAUUAUGUUAUGUAGGAAAUCAAGACUUGCUAGCUCUGACAGGCUUUGUUCUUGGACCGCAGUUUACCUAUCUAAUUAUUGGCACUUUAUUUCUGUUAGCCGGAUUCAUUGCGCUUUAUCGAAUAAGGUUGACUGUUCACAAAGAGCGCUUACAUAAAAUCGAUAAGCUUGAUCGCUUUAUCGCGAGGAUGGGAUUAUUCUCGGCGGUUUCUACCGUCCCCGUGACUUGCAUUAUUGCCGCACAUUUUUAUGAGUACAGUCAUCGCGAGGACUGGCUGUAUGGGCGAUCUGAACCGAAUACAAAAGUUUUGAUGCUAAAAAUUUGCAUGGCAUUGUUUGUCGGCGUUAUAUCCGGCGCGUGGAUUUGGGCAUCUAAAUCAUGUACUGCAUGGAAGAAUUUUUAUAUGAAAACAUUUAAGAAACAAACUACAGUUCAGAACGGUUCAAAUAAUAACAUGGCGUUAAGGAAUCAAGCGACUAGAGCAAUUCAAGCAGACACUGAAGUAUGAAAAUAUGAAAUGUAACCUCUUAUCAACUCUGCAUGAUGCGUCUCGGGCGAUCCCUAACGACGAUAAAAUUACUCGCUUUUGUACUCACAUACUAAACAUUUCUAUAAUUUAUGUUCUCGUUAAUUGAAGCGGAGCACAUUAUUGGGAAGUGGUUACCCCCAGUUGUUAAACAAAUUUGCAGACAAAUGAUAGAAUCUUUAGCACAACCUUAGCAAUUAACACCUCAUUAUUCGAAGGCAUUGAUUAAUUUGUAUUAAGAAAACUCACAUUGAGCUCUUUAAACUUCCACUGUGACGCACUAUGGGCUACAGUUCAUCGAAUUUUUUAUAUUUGUCUCAAAGACAUGUAUGUUGUUUUUGUUGUACCAUGUCAGUGAUCUGAUCGAACAAUAAAAUUUGUAAAAAUGUUUGCGGUUACCCACAUUCCACAUUAGUAAUAAUAAAUAUAAUAAGCAUAUGAUAAGGUGUUGUAUACACGAAAAGUGAUAAAAAUAACGUGUGAAAUUAAAAGUGAUUUGAAACUUUAUAUUUAGAGAGAUUUAGAUUUGACUUCCACCAGCGCUGUCAUUAAUGGUCAGAUGGUACUAAGCUGGCCAGUGAGUAGUGGUAGCGUAUGUCAAAUAUCUUUCUGCUGCUACUUUUGAAUUCUAUAUAUGGCAGAGUUUUUCCAGAACAAAAUUUCCCAGAAAUUUUGCUAAAUCUAGCUCGUUUAUAAUUUUAUUUUAUUUUAUUAAGCUUUGCCAACUAGGGCAGGGUCACCACAACAGCAUAUGCCAAUUACUGUGGGCCCUCUUACCUAACCCACCCUGUGGGAGUGCAUCAUUGCAGCAUAAUUGGUUAAAACGUCUAGAUACAGUGUACGUUUUUGCAAGUCCCUGACCUUGCCAAAUGAAACUGUUGGGUAACAAGAGUUUGGAUUUAGAGUUUCUGUUAGCAUUAUAACAUGGUUAGGUAAGGAUCAAGGUAUGAAUUGGGAGUAGCCUCUACAAUAAUCAUCUUGUGGUUUGGCUUGGUUUUCCCUUCUUGCAAAUCCUACCAUGCUACAAUGUUGGACAUAACUGGGUUUAGAGUACUUUUCCUUCUAUACAAAAUUUGCAUACCAAAUGUUGAGCUUGUGUCAUGGUAAAUUACAAAACGUUGUUUCAGCAUUGCUUACAACAUUGAACUGUUUUGUCAAUGUGCAUUAACUUUGCAAUAUUGGCUGGAAUGGUCUCUGAAGGGUUAUGUCCAAAAUUGUAUAUAGAUUUUGGGUUUAAAUUGAGGAUAUUAGUAUGUUAUUUUACCUGUAAACCUGUGACGAUUUUGGAGAAUGAAGAUCACCCCAAAAUGAUGUCAGACUAGAAAAAGUGUGCCCUUUUUGUCAUUUAUGGUAAUAGUGCUUUAACAUUUUGUCACUUAUGGCUGGUUUUUUGUUGUCUCUUUCUAUUUUUUACAGACAUGCCAACUCUCCCAAUGCGGGAGUGUUGUCUCUUUCUAUUUUUUACAGACAUGCCAACUCUCCCAAUGCGGGAGACUUCUUCGUUUAUCUUCGACAAUUCAUUUUUUCUUUCAAUCUUAAUUUAAUCAGAGAGGCACCGGUUAUUCACCUUGUUUUGAUACUUGCAUCUCAAUAUCUAUUAUAUUUUAAAGAAGUGACAUUGUGGGUGUGCAAGGAUCUUCCAUAUGAUUCCCAUUUUAAAGUGUUUUUCUGGUAGACUGGUAAAUAAUUCAAAUGUCAGGUUUGCUUGUAAUUAUGUUGGUACAAAAACUUGUACUCUUUGAUAAUUUGAAUGUAGCACAGGGUGUAGUCUCGCAUAAUCUAAAUAUAGCACCUGGGAUAGAGGGGGGGCAAGGGGCAGAUUUUGAAGCUAGGCACUUUUCAACGGGUUCAUUAAUUUCUAUUUCCUCCCCCCAGAGAAUGUAUGUCUGCCUUCAGUGACUCUGUUAUGUUUAGGUGCUGUGAAAAAUCAAUGUGCAUUUCAAGUUUCUUCAGUUAUGGUGAUCGCUGUUGAGAGGUAAUAGAUAAUUUAGGGCAUUGGUUAUGAAAACUUUUACAUGCAAAGUGUACCUUUGCAUUUUUCAGUUGUAAACAGGAAGCUGUACUAUUUUUUGUAUUUUAGUUGAAGACAAUCUGUUCACCAAUCCUAGUAAACAUUUAUAACUCCACUAUGGUAGUAUCAUCUGCAACAAUACAAGACAAGCAUUGAACACCAGAGGACCCAGAAUCGAUCCCUGUGGAAUGACUAACAACGUUGAAAUAA